This is a messenger RNA of Vicia faba (fava bean), 327 nucleotides long. The record is from the annotation of a GenBank genome assembly. NCBI's taxonomy places the organism in Eukaryota, Viridiplantae, Streptophyta, Magnoliopsida, Fabales, Fabaceae.
AUGUGGGAACAAUUAGUUGUUCUCAUUGGUAAGUGGAGUGAUGGGGAAUGGUGCUUAGGAGAUGAUUUUAAUGCAAUUGAAAUGUCAUCAGUGGAUUGUAGAUGUUUGCAAAGGUCACGUGAUUCGGUUGGUUUCAAUGAUUUCACAGGAAUCAUGGACUUGGUUGAUUUUCCAACAAGAGCUAUAAAAUUCUCAUGGAGCAAAGGGAGUGGAGGGUCAAUGAGUAUAAUUAAUAGGUCCCUCCUAUCAAAUGGAUUCAUUGAGUUGUUGUCAGCAGUUAGUCAGGAGAUAAGGCCAAAGGAUUUAUCAGAUCAUAGUCUUGUAUAG